This is a messenger RNA of Zerene cesonia (dogface butterfly), 420 nucleotides long. RefSeq names its product general odorant-binding protein 72-like. Gene Ontology annotation, molecular function: dibutyl phthalate binding; odorant binding. The transcript is spliced from 4 exons. NCBI's taxonomy places the organism in Eukaryota, Metazoa, Arthropoda, Insecta, Lepidoptera, Pieridae. Gene Ontology annotation, biological process: sensory perception of smell; olfactory behavior. Gene Ontology annotation, cellular component: extracellular region. The coding region runs from base 4 to 369 and encodes 121 amino acids. The record is from RefSeq and is a predicted model, not a curated record.
UAGAUGACGCGACAACAGUUGAAGAAUUCUGGAAAGCUUAUGAAGAAGUCAUGUAUGCCUAAAAAUGAUGUGACAGAAGAUCAAGUUGGUCAAAUAGAACAAGGGAAGUUUAUUGAAGAACGAAAUGUUAUGUGCUACGUAGCUUGCGUUUACACUAUGACACAAGUCAUUAAAAACAACAAAUUGAGUUACGACGCGGUAAUUAAACAAGUCGACACAAUGUUCCCAGCCGAGUUGAGAGAUGCUGUGAAGGCUGCAGCGGCCAACUGCAAAGACAUAAGUAAAAAGUAUAAAGAUAUAUGCGAAGCUUCUUACUGGACCGCAAAAUGUAUGUACGACUAUGAUCCAAAAAAUUUCGUGUUUCCAUAAAAAAAUUGACUUAAAAGAAACUUCAAAGAACAUUAAAUCAUUGCGAAUUUU